AUUUAUGGACUAUAUUAACUGUAAUUUAUAUAAUCAUUGAAAAAUAUAUUAAUGAAGAGGAUGAAGAAAAUGACGGAGAUAGUAAUGAUGAAGACUUUGAUCUUCAGGAUUGCUUACCUUUUGAUA
This is a messenger RNA of Acaulospora colombiana, 126 nucleotides long. The record is from the annotation of a GenBank genome assembly. Lineage: Eukaryota; Fungi; Glomeromycota; Glomeromycetes; Diversisporales; Acaulosporaceae.